CUAUUCGGACUAUCAGUGCGUCCCAAUGCGGUACAUUUGUCACUAGUUAUUCAAAGCUACUACAUUUAAAGAUUAUUAUUAGUAAACAAUAAUGUUGUAGUAGAUUAUAAUGAUGAUUGUCAUAAGCCUUGUGAUAGCCCUGCUAUCACUAACCGAGGGCCUCCCAACCAGCGGCCUCCAGCUCCUGUUCCCGGCGCUCAGGCAGUACACCUACGAGAUCAAGACCAACAUCAGCUGCGGAACCCUGGCUCCGGUGGAGAGCGACUCCUACUGGACUUUAGAGGGGACUGUUCUGGUGCAGGUGUAUGAUAAUUAUACGAGGGUGAGGUACACGCUCGGGGAUUUGAAGACAUCAAUAUUCAGCAAACACCACGGCUAUGUCUCGUACAAGAAGACUGAAGCCGCCCAGAGUCUGCAGGAACCCUGGGAGGUGGACUACCAGGAAGACGGCAACAUCGACCACCUGUACGUGUCUCCACAAGAGCCUCUGUGGGCCACCAACAUGAAGCGAGCCCUCUCGUUCAACAUGCAACUGAAGAGAGACGUCGGCACGUAUUAUAAUAUUGAGUCGUGCCUCUACCAAACAUACAAGGAUUGCCAAGUAGUCUACGUAGCCAAUGGCAACACCAUAAGGAAGUACAACGCUCUUCACAUAUUGUCCGAGAACUCUGGCUACAACAGCUGGAUGUCCGUGCCUAUGGACUUCAGUAAGGCUGCCUUCUUCGGAGGUCCGGAAGCCAUGUACAGCGGUCCUGGGGACUAUAAUGGACCACUGGAUAACAUAGGCACGGCAGAUAGGACCUACGAGCUGGACGAUAAAAUAGGUCUUAUGAGCCUAGACUUAAAGAGCGUAUUCCAACACAAAACUAGAAGUCACAUAAUGGCGGUUAUUACAGAAUUAUCCCUAAACUACGACAGCGAUGCUCCUCUAGACAAAAUAGACAAGUUGGACCUGGUUAAGACCAACAAACAAUACGUCAGCAGAGGUUACAUUGACCCCACUAACGGGAUCAGGAACUUGACGCAAGCCGAUUUGAGGAACAAAACUUAUGAGAUCCUCCUCCACAUUGCCAGUAAAGGGAUAGACGCAGACAACAUAGUCCGGAAUGCCUCCAAAAUACACAGCCUGGACUUCGUGAAUCUUUUGAAAACCAUGUCACAACUAGACUACGCGGCUCUCCACAAGUUGUUUGAAGACAUGGUCCUAGGCACCAGCUACGACAUAGAGACUUCUAGAAACAUCUUUCUAGAAGUCUUACCUCAUGUCAGGACUAAUGCUUGUGCGCUGUUCAUCAAGUAUCUUGUUAUUGAGCAAAAGAGUAAGAUCGAGGACGCGACGCUGCUGUCCCUGGUGAGGAAGCUGCCGUUCAACGUGGCCAACCACAGCCAGCAGCUGCUGGAGGAGCUGGAGGUCUUCACCAGGCUAGGUCUAGACUUCUCCGAAGACAUCAGAUAUGCGGGCAUCCUUAGUUUCGCCACACUGGUCUACAAGGCGGCAGAAGUGAGAAGAGUCAAACAGGACUACUUCGACAAUAUCGUCGUCAAGUACUUCAGGAUGUAUAGCGAUUGCCCUCAAUACAUAGACCGGCUGGUCUGGCUGCAAGGUUUAUCUAACAUCCAGUAUUCAAUAGAGAACUACAUGUGGACUGUCUAUAACAAUGCCUCUUUCGAUCGCCAUGAACGGUUCUGGGCUAUAUUGGCUACGACCCCCGUUUUUGCUCCUACGGGUUACGCAGCGACCUGGCACAUCCUCAUGAAUGAGAAAGAGCACAUCCAGAUCAGGAUCGCGGCUCUCCACUCCAUCCUCAGCUCCAAGAUCCGCCCGAGCGAGCUGCUCUCCAUCCACAACUACAUACUCGGGUGUAAGGACCAGCAGCUGAAGAGGUUCUGGUACACCACCGUCAAGAGUUUGGAUAGCAGCAAGACGUAUAAUGGAUAUCGGGUUGCGUCCAACUACAUCCCGUUCCUCACCAACCAAGUGAACAACCCGGACUCCAAGUACUGGGCAACCGGGAACCACAUCGUGGGAACCUACGACGAGGAGACGGCGACGGGGGCCAUGCUGCAGCUGCUGAGCGUGGGCGACCCCGCCAGCGGGCUGCCCGCGCUGCUGCAGCUCCGGGUCAAGACUGUCAGCGAGCUGAUGGCUACCAGCGAUGUUGGGAUAUUCAUAAAAGCGGAGGGCGUGGCCACCAACAUGUUCCAGAAGAUCCACAGCAUCAGCUCCGAGGAGCUGGACGUGGGCCGGCUGGUGGAGGUGCUGAGGAAGAUGAAGGUGCAGACUGUGACGCCGGAGAAGGUCCACAUUGAAAUAGUUCUAAAGAUCCACGACAAGACGGUGUACGCGACGCAUUUCAACCAAUCACGGUUCGACAGCUGGAACGGGGAAGACUUGACAAAAUCAAUCGAAGACUUCCUGCGAUUUGGCAGCCACAUCAACCAACAAGUGGUCUAUUAUCCGUUCCAACUCGACGCCAACAUCCCGACUGAACUAGGCACCCCGGUCCGGCUGCAGACGGCGCUGGUGUCAUUCUCCUCCGUGCGGGGCAACCUCACCGCGCCCUCCACCCACGACCUGACCUGGAGGAACGAUCUGCACUUCAGAUACCAAGGCACAGCAGUGACCUCCCUCAGUACGGACGGUCCGCUCCUGCAGUCGGAGCACACGGCGCGCGUCCAGCAGUCCGUCGUGGCGCACGUGCCCAUGAAGUUCGAGGUCUUCUUCUCACCCAUGACGAGGAGUUUUGAAUUAAGAUGGCCGAACCCAACUGCCCAGAACGCCGGGCUGGCGAUGCACUCCCGGGCCCAAAUCGCCAUGGAGUCCCUGAAGGGGAAAGACACGUAUACCAUCAGCGCUGCGGAGACACAAACACUCGAUGAUGAGACGGGUCUGUUCUUCGACUGCGAUCGGCCGAUGACGAUGGCAGAGCUGAUUGAGAAAUUGCUAGCGUCAAAUACUGCGAGUUAUGACUUCCUGACAAAACUCCGCCCAUCAGUCCUACUCCUCAACGGCCUUCUCCUGUUGUCGGCCCCGCCCUCCGGCUCGUGCGGGCUGGUGGUGGGCGGGCGGAAGCCCAAGGCCGAGGACACGAUGCUGAAGCUGCUGGUCCACUGUGAGGAGUUGAGCCUGAUCCCUGAUGAGAAGGUCAUCGCGAGGGUCGCCAACCAUUUGGUUUACAGCGAAAACCGCCCCAACGGCGAAGUAUUCCUGAACGUGAGCAGCCUGGCCCAGUUCGAGAGCGUCGGCGGCAACGCCACCUUCGACCUGCAGGUGUCGGGGGACCAGCCCUACGCUGAUGAUGACCAUCCCAAGAGGUGGAAGAUUGGUUUAAAACAACAAGACGUAUCACACGGGCCAAUAGACCAAGACAUCACACCCAACCCUGUAUCCUACGACGGCUACUUGACUUUGACCUUUACUGCAGACGAGAAGGUGGAAGGAAGCCAGUUCCUAGUCCAGUACAAGGGAGCCCCGAACGAUAAGGUCGAUAAUGGCUUGGAGAGAUAUUUUGAAGUGAAAUUGAGUGGAAGUAAGUUGCCAAGGCUCGAGGUUCUGGCGGAGAACGGGCUUGGCUCUCAUCCAGCCCUGGGCCAGGUGUUGCGGAGUUUUGAGCAGGACCCACUCAAUGUCACCGCCGUUGUGAAGGAGAAGAACGGCCUAGCGUCGGUGGCCAUCAACGCGGGUCGCCCGAUGCGGCUGAAGCUGGACAGCUUCGCCUGGCUGCUGGACAGCUGGUCCAACAUGCAGGUCAUGGAGAAAUUCGGCAUCUACCGUGAAUGCCGAGUGUACGAGUCGACAGUCCUGACUCUUUCCGGGGUAGUUGAGCGCCUGCCUCCACUGCAGUGUGCGGAGAGCCUCGCCCUGGCUGACUGCUCUGAUAACCCUCGCUUCGCAGUCCUACGCACCAAGGAAGGUGGUGUGAAGCUGUACACGGGCGGACACUCCGUCCUGGUGUCUCAGUUCAAGGACAAGCCCCUCAUCAUCAUCAACGGUGAUGUGGUGGGGUGUGAGCACGGGUGCUCCUUCCCUGAGGGGCAGAUGCAGGCGGAUUUCAAAAUAACGAUCUUAGGGGAAGUGACGAAGGUGCAUUCUCGGGUGAGCGGAGUGCAGGUGUUCCACAGGGCAGGCGAAACAGUGAUUUUAGCCCCACAUUCUUACAUGUCUACAGUAUGUGGGUCGUGCACGUCACAACACUACUAUAAACUAUGUUAGAAAUAAGUCGUAAUUUUAUUAUAAUGCUGUUUCAGUAAUAAAUUAUUAUGGAAUUAAAAUGA
This is a messenger RNA of Plutella xylostella (diamondback moth), 4275 nucleotides long. RefSeq names its product vitellogenin-like lipoprotein (gene cv-d). The record is from RefSeq and is a predicted model, not a curated record. Lineage: Eukaryota; Metazoa; Arthropoda; Insecta; Lepidoptera; Plutellidae. Gene Ontology annotation, biological process: lipid transport. Gene Ontology annotation, molecular function: lipid carrier activity.